CGGGCCUGGCCCCGGCGCCCCUGCGCGCCCCGCCGCUCGCGGGGAUGUCUUACAAACCGAACUUGGCCGCGCACAUGCCCGCCGCCUCCCUCAGCGCCGCUGGGAGCGUCCACCCGCCCUCCACCAGUAUGGCCACAUCCUCCCAGUACCGCCAGCUGCUGGGUGACUGCGGGCCACCAUCUCUACGUUAUACCCAGGGAACUGGGAACAGCCAGGUACCCCAAAGCAAAUAUGCUGAGCUGCUGGCCAUCAUUGAAGAGCUGGGGAAAGAGAUUAGACCCACCUAUGCAGGGAGCAAGAGCGCCAUGGAGAGACUAAAACGAGGCAUCAUUCACGCCAGAGGACUGGUUCGAGAGUGCUUGGGUGAGACGGAACGGAAUGCCAGGUCCUCGCUGCCUAUCAGCGUGGAAGGUUUUCCAUCUUCUUCCAAGACCAGAAGUUAUAGCUCAUCUCCCAUGUUCAGAUGAAACUCUUGCUUUCAAAAUGGUAACAGUUUGGUUUCUCCUUCCCGUGUCCCUCCCGUGGUUCAUGAGGCUCUGAGAUUGAGAAAUACUUUGCAGUUGACUAGGAUUUACAUUUUAAAUAGGAAUUACCCAGGGUUUUUUGUUUUUAUUUUUAUUUUUAUUUUUUUAAGCAUUUUUAUUUAUUUUUUUUGUUUUCUUUUUUUUAAGCAUUGAUUUAAAAGAUGCACGUAAAAGAUCCCUAUCUCACAGCAGAUAUCCCAGCUCCUUUCAUCCUCUUUUUGGAGUACACUUAAGUUACUCAGA
Messenger RNA from Nyctereutes procyonoides (raccoon dog), 767 nucleotides. Its product is annotated as cyclin-dependent kinase 2-associated protein 1-like. Gene Ontology annotation, cellular component: cytoplasm; nucleus. NCBI's taxonomy places the organism in Eukaryota, Metazoa, Chordata, Mammalia, Carnivora, Canidae. Bases 45 to 467 code for a protein of 140 amino acids. The record is from RefSeq and is a predicted model, not a curated record. The transcript has a single exon.